GGCGCUGUUAAGGGAUUAGUUAAACUUCUGGAAGUUUCAUCGCGUGCGUCAAAAUUUGGUUAAGUUCUCAAUCCUCAAAUUGAAUUAUUUUUUAAUAAUAUAUCAACAAAGUAACCAUGGUUUCUUUAAACCCCGUCAGGGUGCUGAAACAUGAAGCCGAAGAGGAAAAAGGAGAAAUUGCACGUCUCUCAAGUUUCGUGGGGGCUAUCGCUAUAGGAGAGUUGGUUAAAAGCACUUUGGGGCCAAAAGGGAUGGAUAAAAUCCUCGUUUCCUUUGGGAGAAGUGCUGGAAGUGUCGAAAUUACAAACGAUGGGGCUACAAUAUUAAAAUCUGUGGGCGUUGAUAACCCAGCUGCAAAGAUUUUAGUUGAUAUGUCAAAAGUUCAAGAUGAUGAAGUUGGGGAUGGAACCACUUCUGUUACAGUAUUAGCUUCCGAAUUAUUAAAAGAAGCGGAACGAAUGGUAGAUCAAAAAAUUCAUCCACAAACGAUAAUAUCCGGUUGGCGUAAAGCAACGGAUAUCGCGAGGAAUGCUCUUUUAGAAGCUUCAAGAGAUAAUAGUAAUAAUUUGGAGGCGUUUCGUGAAGAUCUGAUGAAUAUAGCGCGUACAACGUUAAGUUCGAAAAUUUUGUCUCAACACAAAGAACAUUUUGCUAAAUUAGCUGUUGACGCGAUUUUGCGUUUAAAAGGAUCCGGCGAUUUAGCAGCCAUCCAAUUGAUUAAGAAAAGAGGGGGAACCUUAGAAGAUUCAUUUCUAGACGAUGGUUUCUUAUUAGAUAAAAAACCUGGGGUGCAUCAACCUAAACGGGUUGAAAAUGCGAAAAUUUUAAUCGCAAAUACCCCAAUGGAUACCGAUAAAAUUAAAGUGUUUGGAUCUCAUAUUAAAGUUGAUUCAAUGGCGAAAAUAGCCGAGUUAGAAGUAGCGGAAAAAGAAAAAAUGAAAGAUAAAGUUAGUAAAAUCCUUAAACAUAAUUGUAACGUUUUUAUCAAUCGUCAACUCAUCUAUAACUACCCUGAACAAUUAUUUGCUGAUGCUGGAGUUAUGGCUAUCGAACAUGCCGAUUUCGAUGGAAUCGAACGUUUAGCUUUGGUUACUGGAGGCGAAAUCGUUUCAACUUUUGAUAACCCCGAUUUAGUUAAAUUGGGAACUUGUGAGGUUAUCGAACAGGUUAUGAUUGGGGAAGAUAUUCUGUUACGAUUUGGGGGUGUUGCUUUGGGCGAAGCUUGUACUGUUGUUAUCCGCGGGGCUACACAACAAAUUAUUGACGAAGCUGAUAGAUCUUUACAUGACGCUUUAUGCGUUUUGGCUGCUACAGUUAAAGAGAGUAGGAUUGUUUAUGGUGGUGGAUCUAGCGAAAUGUUGAUGGCUGUUGCUGUUUAUGAAGCAGCUGCUAAAACUCCUGGUAAAGAAUCUGUAGCUAUGGAAGCUUUUGCUAGAGCUUUACAACAAUUACCUACAAUUAUUGCUGAUAAUGCAGGUUACGACUCAGCCCAAUUAGUAAGCGAAUUAAGAGCUGCUCACGCUUUGGGAAAACGUACAUUUGGUUUAAAUAUGGAUAAAGGAGUUGUCGGAGAUAUGAAAGAAUUAGGAAUAACUGAAUCUUUUGUUGUUAAACGUCAAGUACUUUUAUCGGCAAGCGAAGCUGCCGAAAUGAUUCUUCGUGUUGAUAAUAUCAUCAAAGCCGCACCUAGGAAGCGAGUCGAAGAUAGAGGACAUUGUUAGAUUAACUUUAACUGAUAGAUUUCGCGAUUUAACUUCGAUUACUUGUGCUUAUUUAAAAAUUAUUUUUCAUUAAUUAAUGUUUGUUCACCAAGAUUAA
Molecule: messenger RNA, 1818 nt
Organism: Onthophagus taurus
Lineage: Eukaryota; Metazoa; Arthropoda; Insecta; Coleoptera; Scarabaeidae
Gene: CCT2
Product: Chaperonin containing TCP1 subunit 2
Biological process (GO): protein folding
Cellular component (GO): chaperonin-containing T-complex; cytosol
Molecular function (GO): ATP binding; ATP-dependent protein folding chaperone; ATP hydrolysis activity
Source: RefSeq, a predicted model, not a curated record